AUGGCUCCCUCGAUCGGUUGCCUCCCCACUACCCCAGUUCGUGCACUUGCCCAGCGAUCAGAAAAUGACAGCUGCCAUGGCUGGGACUGUCUUGGCGAGGCUGCCCAGUUUGGCAUAAUCCUGGUCAUUUUCGCCUUUGUAGUCGCUCUGGGAUACCUGUACUGGCGAUUCCAGAUCAAGCGCGCCUAUCCCAUUGGCCGUAAUGGACGGCACUCCGAGGAUAGCUAUGAGGUUGAGAUUACUGGACAAACGUCUGACACAGUUUCUGUGACUAUUUACCCGGUACAGCGGCCUCCAGAAUCCCACGGAGAUGAUGAAAGGCGGCGUCUACAGCAGAGACGGCGAAAUGUAAAAGAUGCGGGAACCCAGCACGAGGAGAGCAUGUUGCCGGCCCCUGUCCAAAUCGAAGAUCUCAGACCUCCGGAGAUCCAUCUGGUCCCACCGCCGCCGCCACCACCAGCACUUUGGGCUGCCGCUUACCCAGUCGUCACGCCUCCAUCAGGCUUUGGACCGCCAUUUCUCUCGACGGCACAACCGCCUCCGGGUCUGGUGCACCAAGAAGCCCUCAGGGACAGUCCACCGGCAGUUCUCUACCCACAAUACGCGCCGCCUCCCCGCGGCUCCGUUCUCACAAUCCAAGGCCGCGAGCAAGCGCAGAUCGACGUAGACCCGGUCCCGAACGCAACCCAGUGCCAGACGGUGGUUUUACGCCUCGUAGGCGAAACACGGACACUCGGAGGCGUUCCUCAUCUCAUCGCUCACGGGCGGAUGGCUAUGGACAUACCGGUACUUGCAGGCGGCGCUCGUACACCACAUCUGAUGACGCCCAGCGGGGAAUUCCUGGCCGGUUGGUGA
Molecule: messenger RNA, 855 nt
Organism: Canariomyces notabilis
Lineage: Eukaryota; Fungi; Ascomycota; Sordariomycetes; Sordariales; Chaetomiaceae
Exons: 2
Coding region: 1-855 (284 amino acids)
Source: RefSeq, a predicted model, not a curated record